This is a messenger RNA of Paramecium tetraurelia, 2691 nucleotides long. RefSeq lists its product as uncharacterized. The record is from RefSeq and is a predicted model, not a curated record. NCBI's taxonomy places the organism in Eukaryota, Ciliophora, Oligohymenophorea, Peniculida, Parameciidae. The transcript is spliced from 3 exons.
AUGAUUGACGAGAUUUCAUUGUUGGCAAACUUUGUUCAAAUAAAGACUGAAACAGCAUAUCAGCGAUCAAAAUUCAGUGGGUUGUGUUUGUACCCUUCCAUUCUCUUAUUGAUGGCAUUUGAUAGAAGCAUAAUAAAUAUUGGAUCAAUUCUAAUGACAUUGAUUUUAAAAGCUAUUUUAAAAAAUCAUAAUAAAUUAAUUUAUUUCUUAAGAGUUUUGUUAGUAUUCCCCGAGCUGCUUCUUUAAAAUUAGAAUCAUGCCUUGCUGAGUUCAUUUUUUAUCAACCAAAUAUUCGUGCCUUAUUGGCCAAACCAAAUACCUUUUUUGAUGAUAAUGGUUAGGUCAGUGAAUGGAUUGUACUUGGGAUUCGGAUUGAUUAUGUUGUCUCGAUAUCUUGAAGUUAUAAAGCGAAGAUUCUUUAUAUCAUUUUAUUUCUAGGAAUAUCUUUAGCAUCAGAAGGAGAAUGUGUUUGAGCAAUUGCCUAUAGAUGUCUUUAUGAUAAAUAGUGAAGCAAACAUUAUCUAUAGUAAUAAUAAUGUAAAAUAAUUUGAUAAUGAAUUAUAAAGGAAAUUGGAAAAUACUAUACGUAAGAAGAAAAUGAAUUAAAUAACUAUCAAUAGCAAAUAUUAUACCUUGGAACAAUAUAACUCUGACUUCGUAUUGACAUAAUCCUAGUUUAGUUGUGGUGAUGUUGAACUCUUUACAAAAUUGUCUCAACAAAUAGAUUAACUGUAUAACCUAUUAUGUCAGGACUAUCAGAAAUGGAACAACCUAAGAGCAUUCAAAGUGGUGAAGGAGAGUGAUCUCAGUAUAUUGGGAUAAUGCACUACGGAUUGUAGACUAUUAAAACAGUAAAUAGAUGCCAUGACCAUUUUAAAUCAUGAUUUUCAACAAAUUAAAUACCAGUCAGUUUAGAAUGAUGAAUUUUUUUUGAAGAACUAUGUUGUGAAUGUAAUUGAAUCUAUGGUUAAUCGACUCUAAGAGCAUUUCAAUCUUAUUCAACUCGAAUUCGAAGAGGGCAUUCCAGAAAAACUUGUAGGAAACAAACAUGGCAUUCUCUAUAGUCUAUAUGCAUUCUUAAAGAGUGCCUUACUGGUUGAAUAGAAAUCAGAACUGUUGACUAUAAAUGUUAGAAUAGCAAAAGUAUAUUUGGACAAGUCUGAAUAUGAUCUGGAGAUAUCCAUAAGUUAUCCAUGUUCUACCAAAUAAAUGAAAUUGUAUUGUCAGGAUGAAUAUGAAAAUGAAAAUGAGAAAAUGUUAUUGAUAAUGAUCAAUUAAUGCAAGCAAUUGUUAUCCAUUGAUUAUAAAACUGAUGGAGACAACAUAAUCAUUCUCUUGAUAACCAAUGUUCAAUUGUGUAAGAAGAGUGAUAAAUCCUGUGAUAACAUUCAAAUGGUAGACUUGACUUUCACCAAGAAUGUUGUUGAUUAGAAUCAUUAUUUCUGGAAUGCUAAACGAUUUGCCUCUCCAGCUAUGACUUAUGAUAAAUCUUUGAGAUCGCCAUUACAAAAAUACACUGCUAAAUUUAAUAAUCCUGAUUCCUUAGCCUCAACUAUCCAAUUGAAAUCAAUCCCCUAAUCAACUUUCGCCUCUGCUGCCAAUUCAAAUGCCCAAUCUCUUGAAAAUACUUAAGUCCAAAAUUAAGACAUUAUAAAGGAAGUCGAAAUUGCAAUCAAAUAUACCAUCCAAUACCCACAAAUCCAAGAUGAUAUUAUUAAAUUACUUGAAUAAACCUUGAAGGUAGCCUACAAUGAAGGGAUCUUGGAUCAUGAUAAAACUAUACUCGAUAUUGGAUAUCAUCAUAUGCAUUAUGAGAAGUACAGUCAAAUUAGUGUUCAAUCUGACACUCCCUUUGUUAAAGAUUACGGGGAUCAAUUGCACAAUGACAAAGAUACAAGAUUUGAUGCUCUCCCUAAAUAGUUUACUACUCCAUAAUAAAAGCCUAGACAAUUUUAGAGAUUGGAUAAUUUUAGAGCAUAACCUAUACAUGAUAUCAUCAAUAAAAACAAGGAAGCAAAUAAGUUUAUACAGGGGAAGAGAAAUUAAGACCAAAAAUAAUUAAGUGUUCUGUUCAGUCCUUGGGUAAUGAGCAAAUUUAAAAACAACUUGGUCUCCAUUGUAUAAUCCAAGACCUCCUUGCCUAAUAUUGAUGAUAAUAAUGGUAUUUCUAUAUCUAAAUGUCUAGAACACAAAUUCCAUAUUCGAAUCAGAGAUCACAGAUUGAAAAAGUAACAGAGAAAAUGGACUAACAAAAUCAAAUUGGAUGAGCUACCAAAGUAAUAGCCCAGAAUUCUCUGUUUAAUUCCAAGCACUCAAUACAUUUAGGUUGCCUAAAGGUUUGGCAAUAGUAUGUAUGGAGAUUAAAUGGUUGGAGAACCCAUCAUUACCUACUCAGUCUCUGAAUUGAUUAGGAUUUAUAAAUAACAUUUCAAUGGAGGCAAACAAUUUUGCUUCAUUCUGAUUUACAUUCACAAAAUCGGGGAGAUUGAGGAAUUGAGUAUUGCUUUGUAAAGUAAUGAGAAUCAAUGGCCUCAAGAUUCUGGUUUCAAAAAAACUGUGUUGAUUGGAAUUUACAAUUAAACUUAACUGAACAAAAAUCUAUAUUAGCAUCUUAAGUAUACUAUACCUCUGAGUCAGGAUGCAGAGUAAUUGGCUAAAUCAAAAGAAUGGAUAGCGGAAAUAAGUAAAUGA